Molecule: messenger RNA, 228 nt
Organism: Wallemia ichthyophaga EXF-994
Lineage: Eukaryota; Fungi; Basidiomycota; Wallemiomycetes; Wallemiales; Wallemiaceae
Product: UPF0047 protein C4A8.02c
Exons: 4
Coding region: 1-228 (75 amino acids)
Source: RefSeq, a predicted model, not a curated record
AUGGAUCGCUGUUUAGACAAGAUUGUUCCCGAAUCCUUCCCUUGGGAUCACGUUGACGAGGGCCCGGAUGACUCAGUAUCACACACCAAAACAUCUUUGAUUGGUCCUUCACUCACAAUUCCUAUUACAAAUGGUCGUUUAGCUCUUGGAACUUGGCAGGGGAUAUAUCUCACUGAGUUCAGACAUUUGGCUCACAGUAGGAAAAUCUGCUGUACAAUUAUACCGUAG